This is a messenger RNA of Syzygium oleosum, 3758 nucleotides long. Its product is annotated as nonsense-mediated mRNA decay factor SMG7-like. The record is from RefSeq and is a predicted model, not a curated record. Gene Ontology annotation, biological process: nuclear-transcribed mRNA catabolic process, nonsense-mediated decay. Gene Ontology annotation, cellular component: telomerase holoenzyme complex. Gene Ontology annotation, molecular function: protein binding; telomerase RNA binding; telomeric repeat DNA binding. The transcript has 6 exons. The coding region runs from base 355 to 3390 and encodes 1011 amino acids. NCBI's taxonomy places the organism in Eukaryota, Viridiplantae, Streptophyta, Magnoliopsida, Myrtales, Myrtaceae.
GAGCAUUUUGGUCAGAGAAACGGAUGAUGAUUGAUGAUGAGUCACUUUAGUUUUAUUCCCCCCACUUUUGCAAUUUUAUAAUGGUAUAAGUUCUUGAAUUGAAAAGUCAAGAAAUGAGCAGAGAAAGACCAGGAAACCAAGAAGACAAAGUGAUAACAGGGCAAGAUUGUCUUUGGGGUUGAGUUCUCUCCUUCUCUCUUUCUGUCUCACUCUCUCUCUCUCUCUCUCUCAUUCAUCAUCAUCAGCCACCUUUUGCUUUGUCUGUUCGGCUACCGAAGCGCUCACAGGUCAUCAGAAUACUGCUACAUCCUGGAGAAGAGAAAGUUCCUUUGAAGACAUCUUUUGACCCUAACUAUGGAUGCUAGGCCAAGUGACCAUCAGAAAGAUCAGAAACAGACAGAAAAUUCGCUUGCCGAGGUAUCUAGCACUGAAAAACUGUUAUGGGCAUCGGUCAAUUUGAAAGGUCUAUUGCAUCCCGAUGUCAAACAUUUGUAUCACCAAGUCUGUUCAGUUUAUGAAAAGAGCAUCUUGAAAGACUCCGAGCAGGCGGAUUUGCAAGAUAUCGAGUAUUCUUUGUGGAAGCUCCACUACAAGCAUAUCGAUGAAUUUCGUAAACAAAUAAAGAAAGUUUCUAGUUGUAUGAAUUCUGAGGUGCCACAGAAUGUUGCCAAUGCACAAAGAAGCACUGAUGAUUACACUGAAGGAAUCAAGUUAUUCUUGUCAGAAGCAACUAAUUUCUACAACAGUCUCAUUGUCAAGGUACAAAGAUGUCAUGGAAUUCCUGAAGAUACCUUGUUCCACAGAAACAGCGGCAUAGUAAAUAAUGUUGAUCAGAAGAGGAUAAAGAAAUGGCAAUUUUUAUGCCAUCGCUUCCUAAUUUGUCUCGGGGAUCUCGCAAGAUACAGAGAGCUUUACGAAAGACCCGACAAUCAAAACCGUAACUGGUCUAUUGCAGCAGCUCAUUACUUGGAAGCAUCGACAAUUUGGCCAGAUAGUGGAAACCCGCAUAAUCAGUUGGCAUUACUGUCGACUUACGUUGGUGACGAGUUCCUUGCUUUGUACCACUGUAUAAGAAGUUUGGCCAUUAAAGAACCUUUCCCGGAUGCAUGGAACAACCUUAUAUUACUGUUAGAGAAGAGCAGGUCGUCUCUUUUGCAUUCCCAUUCUGCUGAGGCCUCAGUCGAUUUUUCGAUACUUUCUGAAAGAACGAAAGUUCUGACUAAGUUGCAAUCCGGCGAUCUUGUGAUGAACUGCUAUUUAUCUACAGACGAACGUGGUUGCUUAGGAAGAAACUUAUGGCAUCUUUUCGUCAUAAUGAUAAGUUUCUUCUAUGUAAGAUCCAGUUUGGAUGACUUUUUGAGAGCCUUUUCUUCUACAAAAGGAGAAUUGGAAGCUUUGUUAGAUCUGGACGACAUUAAUCUCGAAUAUGCUUUGAAGUCAUAUCAGUUUAUGGAUCCAACAAGAACAGGCCCGUUUCGAGCCGUCCAAGCCAUUUGUGUCUUCAUCUUUGUCAUCCAAAACCUUCCCAAGAACCCAGUAAUGACUAACUUUGAAGACAAGAAGGAAACGCCACCGCUCCUCUCUAGAGACCAUGUAGUGAUGGCUCUAUUUACAUAUGUGAAUCAGCUCGUUGAUCGAGUUGUGAAGGCCAGUCCCUGGGAUUCCUGCCCUCUUUUACCAGCUAUUCUUGUGUUUGUGGAAUGGUUGGCAAAUCUUCCUGCAGAAGAGCAUCUUUGCGGGGCUGAUGAAAAGAGCGAAGCGGCUCUGUCUUCUUUCUGUAAGAGCUUUAUUCGCCUAGUAAACCUCAUGCACUCUCAUGUGGGCGAAGUUAAGCCUCAAGAUUUUGCUCUUUGGGAAGAUUACGAGUUGAGAGGCUUUGCACCUGCUGCACGCACGCAUGUCAUGCUGGAUUUCUCAUCUCAUUGGGAAAAUAGCACCGACUAUCGAAGUGGUAAAGUGUGCCGAGCCCAUCGAAUUAUUGUUGCUGCUGUUAGGAUUGCUGAAAGCUCUGGUCGUCAUCACAGGUGGAUCCAGUAUGAUAAGCUGAGAAGACAAUUCUAUGAGCUGGAGUCAAAUGGAUCUACAGAGAUGAAAUGCUCGGAAAAAGAUAAAUCCACAAUGGGUACCAAUCCAGAACUGAAAAUUUCUCCACCACAGACAAGUGAAGUCACUGAAGAACGAGGAAAGGAAGUCCUCAGAGAAAGUCCGAGAAGAUCUUUCACCUUGGAGGAGGAGGAAGUCAUUCUGUUCAAGCCUCUGACAAGACACAACUCGGCUCCGCUUCAUAGUUACAUCACCAAAAAAGGAGACUCCCAUGAAGAACUAAUGGAUCAAUCAGCACCGCCUGAUGAAUGCUUGCGUCGUGCCACAUCUUUGCUCAUAGCCCAGAACCCUGUGCACAGUGAACCAUCUAAUUUCCAGCCCAACAACAAUAGUUUCAGGCACAAUGAGCCAUUCAAGCAGCAGCACCUGCCGCCGCCAAUUUUUGGUGACAUGGCAAACUUGUUUCCUGGAACCCCAAUCUCUUCCGGUGCCGGGCCUCCCUCACUAAAUGCGUGGGUCCUCAACGGAGGAAGCUUGAACAUGGAUAAAGAGAAAGGGAUCGAUUUGGGUAAACGUCACCUACCUCCUAUAGAGGAAAUAGCUUCUGAAUCACUGGCCGAUCUCUCCAUUAACAAAACCACCGAGCCGCAGAAUCCAGUUGUCGGUUCUUGCUAUGAAUCCGUAAUAACCCAUUACCCUUCUCCUCCUUAUUCCACUCCCGUGCCUUCUGCGCCUCUUUUACCAGAUAAUGCUGUGUGGUUUAGCGGAGUGAAUACAUCUAGUUUCUCUGAUCACAAGACAAACGAGACAAUUGGGGUAACUGAGAAUUUUCUCAACGCAUCACCUGGGAAGAGCUAUCCAGAUUAUGCUGUUCCUCUUGCACCUAAUGCUUCUAGUAUUGGUGCCGCCGGCUUUAACUAUGUAUACCCUAUACAAUGUGGAAUGAGUUCUUCGGAAUGGCUUCGCCAGUUCAGAGAAAUCAACAAUCUCCAUCAGGGCAAUAACGGUCAAUUGUUGAGUCCUAGUUUCCAUGGUCCUGGAAACACCGGAAACGUUUAUCAUCUCGGCGUCCCUCAAAUCAAUCCGAUCAACUCAUGGGUAACUCCCUCGUUCUCUAACCAAACAGUAUACUCAAACCACCAGGCUGCGACUCCCGGAUUUCCUGCCUUUUACGGAGUGGACGAGCCAAAGGACAGAGUCUAUCAUGCGUAUUAUCGAGCAAGUCCUUAUGGUUGCGGUGCUGUGACAGCGGAACCGAGAGACGAUCAGCAGGUGCUUCUGCAAUACCUUAAAGAGAGAGAAUGGAGGCUCCAGCAGGAUCCUAACCUGCGAGGUCCCACGUUCUAGGAGAUGAAGUGGAUAUAUCAACUCUUGAGUGGCUUGCCGUGGCAAUUACUUAGCUGGAGUGUGUGCUUUCGUGUGAUUAAUCACGCUAAAGACUCACUGGUCGCAACCCAUUUUCCUGGUGUGCAACUGUAUGUAAAACUCAUUGUACAGCGGAUCUGAUACAGGUAGACAAGGAAGAGUCAUCUAGGAAGAAAGAAACAUGAUACUCUCUCGUAGUGAGAUUUAAGGAUCUGAUAUUUGCUUAUGCCCCUUUUGGACAAUGUAAUUGCUGAGAAAAUGCCUAGAGAACCUUUUCGUCUUCUGACAAAACAACACUUUCUUUUAGUUGAUGAUGAAAUGAUAACCAAAGCAUGGCUAGAGGCUGUUUA